Molecule: messenger RNA, 2538 nt
Organism: Paralichthys olivaceus (Japanese flounder)
Lineage: Eukaryota; Metazoa; Chordata; Actinopteri; Pleuronectiformes; Paralichthyidae
Gene: csnk2a2b
Product: casein kinase 2, alpha prime polypeptide b
Biological process (GO): peptidyl-serine phosphorylation; regulation of chromosome separation; peptidyl-threonine phosphorylation
Cellular component (GO): cytosol; protein kinase CK2 complex; nucleus
Molecular function (GO): protein serine/threonine kinase activity; ATP binding
Source: RefSeq, a predicted model, not a curated record
UCCCCCCCCCCCUCCCCCCCGCACGGCCGGUAGCACAUGACGCGGGAACCGCCGAUGGUGGCUCACGGCGCCGAGCGCUCCCCGUCGGUGCGACAUCGCCGCGCUCCGGUAGCAUCGCCGGCUAACGUGAGCUAACAACAUCGAUCUUUCAUCCAGCCCGCCGCCUCCCUCCCCCCGUCUCUCUCUCUCGCUCUCUCCCCCCGGCCGAGCCCCCUCACCAGCAGCUGAUUGAUAGCUGGACCACCGAGGACACUCCCUCCCUCCCUCCCCCCCCCCACACAACAUCCUCGACCGUCCGCCGCCCCGCGCAGGAAGCCCACCCUCUUUUCUCUGCCCAGAUUCGGGGCCCGUGAGCAGAGAAGCCCCGGAGCUCUGACCCGAGAUUUUCUCAUCUCCAUCCCGCUCCUCCAUCCUCCAUCCUCCUCCUCCUCCGUUGCCUUUUUCUCGGGGUCCGUCUCUCUUCUACCUCAACAACCCCGAUGCCUCCCCGCCCCCGUGCGGCUGCACCAUCACCCCGACUCUGAUCAACCGCCUCGGCUGCUUUUGACAAUCCGACCGGGGGAGCGCUGCUCGGCGGGCACUGACUGCGGUGAACCCCGGUGGACACAUCCGCUUCCCUCCUCCAUCCUCCUCCUGUCGCUGCAGAGGGAAGCUCGCUGGUUGGUCUGUCCCACUUUCACACCCCCACACUACGGAUCUACUCCCUACAACACCCACCCCCCCCUCCUCAGCUCAGCUUGUCCGUGAGCCCCACCGCAGCGCCCGAGCCACGGGUCUCGCCAUGCCGGGUCCGGUGGCCGGUAGCAAGUCCCGUGUGUACGCAGACGUCAACACGCUGAAGAGCCGGGAGUACUGGGACUACGAGGCCCACGUCCCCAACUGGAACAACCAGGAGGACUACCAGCUGGUUCGUAAGCUGGGCCGAGGGAAGUACAGCGAAGUGUUCGAGGCGAUCAACAUCACCAACAAUGAGAAGGUGGUGGUCAAAAUCCUAAAGCCGGUCAAGAAGAAGAAGAUCAAGCGAGAGAUCAAGAUCCUGGAGAACCUGCGAGGAGGGACCAACAUCAUCCGACUGGUGGACACAGUCAAAGACCCAGUGUCCAGAACUCCAGCGCUCGUCUUUGAAUGCAUCAAUAACACAGACUUCAAGGAGUUGUACCAGAAGUUGACAGAUUACGAUAUUCGUUUCUAUAUGUAUGAACUACUGAAGGCUCUGGACUACUGUCACAGUAUGGGAAUCAUGCACCGUGACGUCAAACCACACAAUGUGAUGAUUGAUCACCAGCUGAGAAAGCUACGUCUAAUAGACUGGGGAUUGGCAGAGUUCUACCACCCGUCCCAGGAGUACAACGUCAGAGUGGCCUCACGAUACUUCAAGGGCCCCGAACUGCUGGUGGACUACCAGAUGUACGAUUACAGUCUAGACAUGUGGAGCUUGGGCUGUAUGUUGGCCAGUAUGAUCUUUCAGAAAGAGCCCUUCUUCCACGGACAAGACAACUACGACCAGUUGGUGCGAAUUGCAAAGGUGCUGGGGACGGACGAGCUGUUCGGAUACCUGCGUAAAUACCACAUUGAACUGGACCCGCGCUUCAAGGACCUGCUGGGACAGCAGAGCAGGAAGCGCUGGGAGCAGUUUGUGCAGACGGAGAACCAGCACUUGGUGAGUCCAGAAGCUCUGGACCUGCUGGACAAGCUGCUACGCUACGACCACCAACAGAGACUGACGGCGACAGAGGCCAUGGAGCACCCAUACUUCUAUCCAGUAGUAAAGGAACAGUCUCUGUCAAACUCUGACAACAACAUGGUUUCCAGCGGCAACACGACAGCGCGGUGAAACACAGAGACGGAAGAAGAAGGAAGUUUGUUACCUCAACUUUGUUCCCGGUUGUGACAGUAACUUUUGACAAGUGUACAGUGACAAUGGAUCAAAGUAACUCUGACCAGUUACACACUCACAGAUACGUGCAAACGGAUUCACACACACAGCAGUGCAAGCACACCACACACACACACACACACACACGCACACACACACACACACACACACAUGCAGACAGACAUGCACACAAACACCCUCCUCCUCUGUAUCAGUCUGUGAUUGGCUUGUCCUGGUUCCCUAUCCAGCAGCCUGACCAAUGAGCUUGAAGCUGCUCCCCUGUCGUCCCCUCAAAUGGUCUUGUCCUCCCAGCUCAGUCUCAUGUAGGUCGACAGGGACAAACUUUUAAAGACAACUCAGCCUCCUCCUCCCUCUGUUCUCCCGAUAUCCCUCCUUUAUAUCGUCCCCUCUUUGUUUGCAUCAGCAUGGAGAAUGACCUGGAGCGUGAGCCUGUACAAGCCCCUCCUCUCUCAACCCCCAUCAUCCAUCUGUCUGUCUGUUCCCCCGUCUCUCCUCCCCCCACUCUCCAUCAUGUACCCCAACAGACAGACAGACGUCUUAGCACUACUCCAGUUCUGAAAGUGGCAUGGUGGACUCUCUCUAGAUAGAAUGAUGAUGAUAAUAAUAUUAAUGAAAAAUAAAUGAUUUUUAUUUAGAUGAAC